Messenger RNA from Diabrotica virgifera virgifera (western corn rootworm), 3211 nucleotides. RefSeq lists its product as uncharacterized. The record is from RefSeq and is a predicted model, not a curated record. The transcript is spliced from 8 exons. NCBI's taxonomy places the organism in Eukaryota, Metazoa, Arthropoda, Insecta, Coleoptera, Chrysomelidae. Gene Ontology annotation, molecular function: protein binding. Gene Ontology annotation, cellular component: cytosol. The coding region runs from base 245 to 3112 and encodes 955 amino acids. Gene Ontology annotation, biological process: anatomical structure morphogenesis.
UUUUGAUCAAGUGAAAUUAUCUAUGAUGUCUAUUUAGAAAAUAAUUAAUUUUUGCUUAUGUGUAACUAUAUAUUAAUUUAUAUUUUCUGAAUUAAUUCCAAUCGAGAUUCGUAAACCUGAUUGUUAAAUGUGGAGUUAAAUAGGAUUUUUUAAGUGUUUAAGAAAUUAGAAAUUAUAUUUUUUAGGUCACAGAUAGAGUAUUUACACUUUUAGAAUUAUUGAAAGUACAUCUAAAAUUUAAAAUAUGAAUUCGAACUUUGAAGAUUUGCUUAAAGCACUGGGAAAAGAACAGAGCAGCAAAAAUAUUUAUAAGAUCUUGUACAAUAUAAGGAAAGAAGUUGAAUGGCCCAAAAACAAAGAAAAUAUUAAUAAGAUACACAGAGAAGGAACAAUUAUCCAUUUUAUAAGUAAUCUUCAAUCGUCUCAUAAACAUAUCGUUGAUUUGUGCCUCAGUAUAUUGGGAAACUUAUUUUUGGACAAAAAUUGUGCUGAAGAUGCAGUCCUGAGUUUCGAAGUGUUACCAGCUUUGGUAAAGGUCUUAAAACGUUAUGCUAAGGAGGAUAGUAUAAUUGGAAGAUCAUAUAAAGCAAUAGGCAACCUAUGCCAACAACUAAAUUACUGUGCAAUUACAAUUAUUAAUGAAUCACCUUAUAUUAUAACACAAUUGUCUGAGGUAUUAGAAUCCUUUUCUAAUCAAGCAGAUAGUAAUAUUUUAUAUUCUGAAGCAACAAUAAUGAUGGUCAUAAGAGCAUUAAGGUGCAUUACCAAUCCGUCAACUGUUAGAUUCCUAACAGUAAAAUUUCAAAUUUUGUCGGCUCUAGGAGCCGUUCUUAUAAAGUUGUGUAAUGAUUGGACACAGAAUAAGACUCACGAAAAACUCUUAGAAAUCAUCAUUGAUAUACUCUACGGUUUUUCUAAGUAUAAAGAUUACAUAAUUAUAAAUGUAUUAAAAAAUACAAAGAAGGGGAAUGCAAUGGAGAAAUUGGCCGAUUUAUUAACGCUGAAUAAUAAGAAGAUAAUGAAAAUUAUUAUGAAUUUUAUUAAGAUUAGUAAACUUAAGUCUGAUCUGCCAGUACCAGAGAUUGUUAAUAAGUUUGUUGAAGAAGUGUUUGGAAAGUAUAUUGAUCCAGAAAAUGGUGAGUUUAACACUGAAUCGUUUCAAUAUAUCGACUGUCUUUGUUACCUUUUCGAACAUCCAGCCAACAGAAACGCUUAUCAGUGUGCCAAAUUGAUUCCUCUUUUAAUCAAAAUACUGGAAAAGUUAAAUUCAGAUGACACUCAUCUUCGGUGCUGUAUAUUGAUAGUUAAUACUUUAAACAAGUGCAAAUACGAAGAGAAUCUACUACAAGAACAGUUAAAAUGUAACAUUAUAGAUAUUUUGAUAAAAAAGCUGCAGCUGUUAGCCACAGAAGACUUUUAUACGAAUCAUAAAGUAAUUAAUCUAAAGAGGUCUCAAGAAGUACAAAACGAUCAAAAAGAAAGUGAUGGCAAAAAGAAAAAAAAAUCUUGUACGUAUUGCACAGAAGUUCAUUCAGUGGGUCAAAUGCCUCCUAAUUGUGUAUCUGCCAAAGCUGCUGACCAUUCCCCACGUCGACAGUAUUCGCCUGUAUCGUCAGGCUUCAGUGACGAUGAACCAAGUCAUUGCUUGCCUGGUUUUAGUAGAAGCCCCAGUCCCUGUUCAAGUUCCAGCAGUGACUACACUGGAUUGUCUUGGCCUUCCCCUCAGUCAAGAACUUCCUUAAACGUCGACGCAUCCUUUUCGGAUUCAGAUUAUUACUCCCCAGUUUGCAGUGAAGACGAAGAUGAAGAAUAUCCUGUCAGUACGAAUUUAACUGAUUUUUUUGAAGUUCUAGACCGGCAUGGGACAUUUGAGAAGCAGGAAGAAGAUGCAUUUGAUCACAAGGUAGAGGUACCACAAGGCACUACAAAUAUGCUAGAAAAACGAUUGAUACUAGCAAUAAGAGAAUUAAUCAAUUCAUACGUGAAACUUAAACCUCCCGUAUCCCAACUAGGAUCUGAAGACUUUCUUCUAGCAAUCAUCAAUGCAACAGAAUUCUUCGUUGAUGGAAAAACUCUCAGCAAAUUCAUACUUCAUCGCACAAUUAAUACGGUGGCACUAAUUUUACAUUCCCCUGUGUAUUUACUACCGCUUAUGAAAACGCCAUUCAUUGAAAAAAUAAGCAAGCUGACCGAGUACAUUCACUCAGUAAAUUGCGAGAUCUGCUACCGUUUUAAUUUUGUAGCAAAUGAAGUAUUGAAGAAAUUAACGGAAAUUGCAGAAAGCGCUGUGGGAAAGGGGAAUCUGGCUCAUGAAUUACUCAGAGGAAGUGAUGAAUUCCGAACGCAACUGGUAUUAAGCAUUAUAUAUGUCGUUGAAAACAAGUCAAUACUUUUCAAGCUACUUCUUAAUUGUGGAGGACUAAAUACCAUCAUGAGCAUUCUGCGAGGAGAUUCGAUUUGCAAGAACCAAUCCAUAAAAGGCAUUUGUAUUCUGGCCUGCAAAAGAUUAAAGAUAAAAAAUCCCAAGGCUGUAGCUAUUAAAUUAGGAUUCGGUGUAAAAGAUCAGAUGAAACCGUCUGAAAACCCAGUCAAUGUUGUAACUUUCAAAUUAGAUGAUGGAAUGUGUAUCAAAGCCGAUAGAGAUUAUUUGACGAAUAAGUCAGAUUACUUUAAUAGGCUGCUUACAGGUCACUUCAAAGAAAGCAGUGAGGAUGAAAUACACUUGCAUGACGUGAAAUCGCAAACUUUGAACUGUUUGCUACAAAUAUUGACUGAUAAAGAUAUAUGGCACAAAGCUGACAUUGACACUUUACUGGACGUCAUUCUACUAAGUGAUGGAUAUUUAAUGAAUGACUUGAGUUGUUUCGUUACCAACUUUGUAGAAAAGCACAGAAUCAAUUGUAUGACAGUACCGACAAUUUACAGGUGGUCCUUAGAAUCUGGAUUAAACUUGCUCAGAGUAGAAUCGGUAGCUUAUGCACUUGUAGCUCACAUUCCUGAUGUUAGUAGGUUUAAGAUGUUCGAUUCCUUAUUCGCUCUUGGAUAUUCAGAUGAACUAACGGAUGACAUUGAAAAGCUUCUUCUUAGAUACUUGAAUUCGUUUCAGAAUUAAUUUUGUGAUAUUACUUGUAAGAAUGAUAUUAUCGACUGAAAAUAAUAUAUUUGUAUGUCUAAUCAUGAGUGUAUAAUUAAUUAAAUAAUCUGAAAUAAG